Rhodofomes roseus is the source of this 2429-nucleotide messenger RNA. RefSeq names its product cytochrome P450. The record is from RefSeq and is a predicted model, not a curated record. The transcript has 12 exons. Bases 484 to 2067 code for a protein of 527 amino acids. NCBI's taxonomy places the organism in Eukaryota, Fungi, Basidiomycota, Agaricomycetes, Polyporales, Fomitopsidaceae. Gene Ontology annotation, molecular function: monooxygenase activity; heme binding; oxidoreductase activity, acting on paired donors, with incorporation or reduction of molecular oxygen.
GCGGUGGUUGUCAAUGUUGCUCUCACUCAGACGUCGUUCGCGCCGCCGCUUCCAGUUUCCUCACUCCAACGGGUACUCGACGUAUGCACACCAUUGCUCGCUCAAGUCAAGCACGUCAUAAGAACAAGACAGUGGCGACUGCCUGUCAAGCUUUAAAAUCCAACGGUCGGACGUCCAGACUCCACGUACACCAAACUCGGACUUGGGCAAGGACUCGGAGUUCCUGAGUUCUCUAUGCUACUUGCAUAUUUAGCACAUUUCCGACACCUACGGGACGCCAGCAAGCAGCCGGCGUCGCUAUUUCUGUACCUGCAUCAUCCAGAUAGUCCUACGAUCAACAGCGCGCAAGAUACUGUCGCUCUCCGGGUAACCCGAUGUUAGCGCACUCGCAAAGCACUUGAAGUUGCCUCUGCAGGCGGCGCUGUCCGUGCUUCCUCGAAGUGGACCACCGUCGUGUUGUGCUGCUCUAUUAGUGUUGCAACGAUGAUCAAGGUUCCAGCUGCCGUAGUCGUCUGCACUGUGGCUCUCGUCGUAUGCUACGCCUACCAGAGCGGGCCUCUCGUAGCCAUCCUUGUCUGUGUCUCCGCGCAUCUCGCUACCCAGGUCAUCUCUGCGGCGCGCACAAAGCCCUACCCCCCUGGUCCGCGCGGAUGGCCCGUCCUUGGCAACCUGCUGCAAAUCCCCCAGGACAGCCCAUGGCUCACCUACUCCGCCUGGGCAGACACCUACGGAGAAGUCGUCCAUCUCAAGGCCCUUAGCGACCACCUCGUGAUCCUCAACACUGCGCAAGCCGCAAAGGACCUGCUCGAUGGUCGGUCUACCAUCUAUUCUGACCGUCCUGGCUCGGUCAUGACAGAACUAUCGGGAUUCGGGAUCGAGAUGCCCAUGCUGUCUUACAACGAUCAGUGGCGAAGGCAGCGCAAGAUCUUCGUCCAGUCGUUUAACUCGGGCAUGAUGCCGGGCUAUCAUCGAAUCCAGGAGCACGAGGCCCGCAAGCUCGUGCAGGGCAUUCUUCGACGUCCGGAGACGUUAGUGAGCCAGACCAAGACACGGAUUGCGGCGAUCAUAAUGCGCGUCACGUACGGCUACACUGUCAAGGGUGAGGACGACCCGAUGAUCACCGUGCCAUUCGCCGCGAUGGAGAACUUUGGCACCGCGACGGAGCCCGGAACGUGGAUUGUCGACUUUAUCCCACAGCUGCAAUAUUUGCCCCGUUGGGUUCCCGGGGCAUCGUUCUUGCGCAUUGCGGAGGAAUACAGGCAGCUCGAACACAAGGCGUCUUGGAGUCCGUACCUGUGGUGCAAGGAGAAAGUGCAAGAAGGAUCAGAGGAGCCGUGUCUCGUCGCAUCCGCACUGAGUCAGUUCGAGGGCGAUAUGAACAAUGAAGAUGAGGCUGCCCUCGUCUGGGCUGCAUCUUCCGGCCUUGGUGGUGGUCUGGACACGAACAUGUCGACCAUUUUCACCUUCCUGCUUGCGAUGAUGCGGAAUCCGCACAUCCAGGCAAAGGCGCAGGCGGAGAUCUAUGAGGUCGUAGGCACUGAGUGCCUCCCGUCGAUUACAGAUCGGCCGUCGCUGCCGUACGUGAGGAGUGUGAUAGCGGAGGUCUUUCGCUGCGACCCGGCUACGCCACUAGGCCUACCUCAUGCAGUGCGUCAGGACGACGUGUACAAGAACUACCUGCUGCCCAAAUCGUCGAUCGUCAUCCCCAACGUCUGGCGAAUGCUCCAUGACCCAUGCGUAUACCCGCAGCCGGACGAGUUCCGCCCAGAGCGAUUCGAAAACAGCGACAGCGAGAUGCGGAAGGUGACCGACCUCGUCUUUGGCUUCGGCCGCAGGUCAUGCCCUGGCUCGCAGUUCGCGGAAAGCUCCAUCUUUGCUAUAGUGGCGACCAUCCUCGCGACAUGCAACAUUGUGCCUAAGUUGGAUGAGCAAGGACAGCCGAUCGUCCCCCCGAUGGAAUACACGAACGGCGUCAUAGUAUUUCCAAAGCACAUUGUGUGCGACGUCAAGCCGCGGUCACCCCGCGCGGAGGAGCUUCUUGGGGAGUAUCUUUCCCGAAGCCAAUGAUGGGGCGCAGUCGAUCCCGUACACCAAUUGGCAUGCAUUUAGUGCAUUACCACUGAGUACACCUGAACGAAUUCGUGCACCACGGUCUUGGUAUGCGGGUGAUAAUACAUGAGGACGUAGGAGGGCGCUGUCACUGGUCCAUGCCUGAAUACAUUACUCUGCGAAUCUAUAACUUUAUAAUUGCGACGAGGUGUGCAUGACAAUAGGUGUUUCACGACGUGAGUGACUCCCUACGUCCGUUAAAAUGAUCCGAAGCUCUGGCAACACCGCUCACCGAUAUGGCAAGUGCUGCCGGCAGCAGCUUCGCCGGUGAGCACAUACAACAUGUCUCUCCUUGGGUUUCAUCGCGAGAAGAUGUUCAG